GGCUCCUAAGCAGGAGAAGCAAAAGAAGGAAUUGUUUGCGAGUUCAGUCAUCCAAAAAAGCUUCUUCCAUAUGGAGGGACCGGGUGCGCUGCGCGCGGCGUCCCCUGCCUUGUCCUGCUGCCGCCGCCGCCGCCGCGACCCCCGCUUCCUGCCGCAGAGACCCUGAGCCCCGGGCCGCCGGUGUCAGCCGCGGCGCGCACGCACGCACACUCACCCUCACACACACGCACAGACACACACUCACACCCGCCACAGCCGCACGCGCCCGCACGAGCACUCCCUCCCCGGCCGGCAACUUCUCGGGCCGGGGCUCCUUUGUUGCUCCCGCGGCGGCAGCUCUCCGGUUUUGUGAGUCCCUGAGUGUCACGGUGCGGGUUGUGUGUCCGUGCGGCGCGGUGCUGUGUGGCUCCCUCCGCGCCCACCGCCCCGGCCCUCGGGCCUCGCUAGCCCUUCCCAGGAGCCGCUGCACCAGAGUCCCGCACAAACUUCCUGGAACCCAUGACCCAUGAAGUCUUGUCAGCACUCACACCAUCUGAGGGUAGCAGCAAUGAAGUAGAAGAAGCAGGUUUGCUAACUCUGAAAUCCUUUCCAGAGUAGCCAGUGAGGGAGCAUCCUGUCACACAGUAUGGGAGCUAAAGGCCUUCCGAGUAAUCACCUGCAACCCUUCCUUGACACCACUGGUGGUCUGCCAUCUUGAAGGCUGUGUCCACUCCAGGUGAAAGCCCCACGGUCAGAGCAGUGCGGGGGAUCGUAGUACCUCUUGGAGUGAGUCCACUAGCUUAUGGGACGUUGGCUCGAACCCUUUGUGACACCAUGCUGCAUGGGACGAUGACAACUCAGAGAGAAAAAAGGCCCGAGGUCACCCUCGCUUGCCUCCUCUUGGCCACAACAGGCUGCUUUGCCGACUUGGACCAGGUCCCUCAGGUCACUGUCCAGCCUUCUUCCAUGGUCCAGAAGCUCGGAGGAACUGUGAUCCUCGGCUGCGUUGUGGAACCCCCAUGGAUGAACACCACCUGGCGCCUGAAUGGGAAGGAGCUGAAUGGCUCAGAUGAUGCUCUGGGCAUCCUCAUCAGCCGUGGGACCCUCGUCGUCACCGCCCUCAGCAACCGCACCGUGGGACGGUACCAGUGUGUGGCCCGGAUGCCUGCGGGAGCUGUGGCCAGCGUGCCGGCUACUGUGACACUAGCUAACCUCCAGGACUUCAAGUUGGACGUGCAGCACGUGAUUGAAGUGGAUGAGGGGAACACAGCAGUCAUUGCCUGCCACCUUCCUGAGAGCCACCCGAAAGCCCAGGUCCGGUACAGCGUCAAGCAGGAGUGGCUGGAGGCAUCGAGGGAUAACUACCUGAUCAUGCCAUCGGGAAACCUCCAGAUUGUGAAUGCGAGCCAGGAGGAUGAGGGAAUGUACAAGUGUGCUGCCUACAACCCAGUGACCCAGGAAGUGAAAACCUCGGGCUCCAGUGACAGGCUCCGAGUGCGCCGCUCCACUGCCGAGGCUGCUCGCAUCAUUUACCCCCCAGAGGCCCAGACCAUCAUCGUCACCAAGGGCCAGAGUCUGAUCCUGGAGUGUGUGGCCAGUGGGAUCCCACCCCCACGGGUCACCUGGGCCAAGGAUGGUUCCAGUGUCGCCGCCUAUAACAAGACACGCUUCCUGCUAAGCAACCUUCUUAUCGAUGCCACCAGUGAGGAGGACUCGGGGACUUACCGCUGCAUGGCCGACAACGGGGUCGGGGAGCCUGGUGCAGCGGUCAUCCUCUAUAAUGUCCAGGUAUUCGAACCCCCUGAGGUCACCAUGGAGCUGUCCCAGCUUGUGAUCCCGUGGGGCCAGAGUGCCAAGCUCACCUGUGAGGUGCGUGGGAACCCCCCGCCCUCUGUGCUAUGGCUGAGGAAUGCCGUGCCCCUCGCCUCCAGCCAGCGCCUCCGACUGUCCCGCAGGGCCCUGCGAGUGGUCAGCGUAGGGCCUGAGGAUGAAGGCGUCUACCAGUGCAUGGCUGAGAAUGAAGUUGGGAGCGCCCAUGCCGUGGUCCAGCUGAGGACCGCCAGGCCAGGUACAACCCUGAGGCCAUGGCGGGAUGCUAAGCUGGACACUGCCACCCCUUCCAUGUUACCCUCCAGACCCGGAAGCCCUGACCAGAUGCUAAGGGGGCGCCCAGGGCUCCCAAAGCCCCCGACCUCAGAGCAGCCAGCUUCCCCACCGUGCCCCAGGGAGAAGGGGCAGGUGGCUCCUGCCGAGGCGCCCAUCAUCCUCAGCUCACCCCGGACCUCGAAGACGGACUCGUACGAGCUGGUGUGGCGGCCACGGCAUGAGGGUGGCGGCCGGGCGCCGAUCCUCUACUACGUGGUGAAGCACCGCAAGCAGGUCACAAACUCCUCCGACAACUGGACCGUCUCCAGCAUAGCGGCCAGCCAGCACCGCCUGACCCUCACCAGACUCGACCCUGGGAGCUUGUACGAAGUGGAGAUGGCAGCUUACAACUGUGCAGGCGAAGGCCAGACAGCCAUGGUCACCUUCCGAACUGGACGGCGGCCCAAACCUGAAAUCAUGGCCAGCAAGGAGCAGCAGGUCCAGAGAGAUGACCCUGGAGCCAGCCCCCAGAGCAGCAGCCAGCCAGACCAUGGCCGCCUCUCUGCCCCAGAAGCUCCUGACAGGCCCACUAUCUCCAUGGCCUCUGAGACAUCAGUGUAUGUGACCUGGAUUCCCCGUGGGAAUGGUGGCUUCCCAAUCCAGUCCUUCCGUGUGGAGUACAAGAAGCUAAAGAAAGUGGGGGACUGGAUUCUAGCUACCAGUGCCAUCCCUCCUUCCCGGCUCUCGGUGGAGAUCACUGGCCUAGAGAAAGGCACCUCCUACAAGUUCCGGGUCAGGGCUCUGAACAUGCUGGGGGAGAGUGAGCCCAGCGCCCCCUCCCGGCCAUAUGUGGUGUCAAGCUAUAGUGGCCGUGUGUACGAAAGGCCUGUGGCAGGCCCUUAUAUCACCUUCACCGAUGCUGUCAACGAGACCACUAUCAUGCUCAAAUGGAUGUAUAUUCCAGCAAGUAACAACAACACCCCAAUCCAUGGCUUUUAUAUCUAUUAUCGACCCACAGACAGUGACAAUGAUAGUGACUACAAGAAGGAUAUGGUGGAAGGGGAUCGAUACUGGCACUCCAUCAGCCACCUGCAGCCAGAGACCUCCUACGACAUUAAGAUGCAGUGCUUCAAUGAGGGUGGGGAGAGUGAGUUCAGCAACGUGAUGAUCUGUGAAACCAAAGCUCGGAAGUCUUCUGGUCAGCCCGGUCGGCUCCCACCCCCAACUCUGGCCCCACCUCAGCUGCCACCCCCUGAAACUGCAGAGCGGCCCAUGGGCACUGGGGCCAUGGUGGCGCGCUCCAGCGACCUGCCCUACCUGAUUGUUGGGGUCGUCCUGGGCUCCAUCGUCCUCAUCAUUGUCGCCUUCAUCCCCUUCUGUUUGUGGAGGGCCUGGUCUAAGCAAAAACAUACCACAGACCUGGGUUUUCCUCGAAGUGCCUUUCUGUCCUCCUCCUGCCAGUACACCAUGGUACCACUGGGAGGACUCCCAGGCCACCAGGCCAAUGGGCAGCCCUGUCUCAGUGGUCCCAGUAGACGGGCCUGUGCCAGUGGGAUCCAUGUGAACAGGGGCUGCCCUGCAGCUGCCACGGGCUACCCAGGGGUGAAACCUCAACACCACUGCCCGGGGGUGCCUCAGCAGCAAGAUGACACCAGCAGCCUGCUGAAGCCGACCAUUCUUGGCACUGGAUAUGACCCCCCCAGUCACCAAAGUCCCAGGGGUCCCCAGUCUAGCCCAGACGAGGGCUCUUUCUUAUAUACGCUGCCUGAUGACUCAACUCACCAGCUGCUCCAGCCCCACCAAGACUGCCGCCAUCUCCAGGAGCAGCCCACCGCCACAGGCCAGUCAGGCGUGAGGAACAUACCCCAGGGUCCCGGGCUGGAAGCAGCCUGGGACCCUCUUUUUCACCGAGGACCCCCAUGCUGCUUGGGCCUUGUACCAGUUGAAGAGGUGGACAGUCCUAACUCCUGCCAAGUGGGUGGGGGAGACUGGUGUUCCCAGCACCCCGCCGGGGCCUACAUCGGGCAGGAACUUGGGAUGCAGCUCUCCCCCAGCCCACCGGUGCAUGUAGCUUUUGAAACACCACCUCCUACAAUUUAGGCAGAAACCAAUAUCCCAGAAAGACUAUUGUUUUUAAAAAGAGAAAAAAAUUGGUAUUUAUUUUUCUAUAAUAGCCAUAUUUAUAUAUUUAUGCACUUGUAAAUAAAUGUAUAUGUGUUUUUAUAAUUCUGGAGAGACACAGAGAAUCCUACCCAUUGAGGUAUGAGGGGGAAAUCAAAGAUGCCCUGAUAACAGGAUUCCACCUGGCAAGAGUAACACAGACUAAGGAGGCAGCCCUUCACCGGACACCUCUGCUGCUGCCCAGGAGGCCACACGAGGCCCCCAGAGAAGCUGCUGAGAGGAAGAGUCUUAGGCACACUGUCUGCAACAACGAUGAGGGAAAAGCAAGGGCCCCAGUGUCACAGACUGGAGAUGCUCGUGAAGAUGGCUGGACCGGGUACUGCAGGAGACCUUUUCAGAAGAUGCUGAUGAGCACAGACUAAGAUGUGUAUUGUUCUAUAAGCAUUAACAAGCCUUCCAGAAUCAAUAAUCUGUGGCAACCUAGCUCUGUAAAAACACUGUAACUAACUUCUAAAUAAAUGUUUAAUCUUCCCUGUAACCUUCAAC
Messenger RNA from Lutra lutra (Eurasian river otter), 4731 nucleotides. RefSeq names its product BOC cell adhesion associated, oncogene regulated (gene BOC). Gene Ontology annotation, biological process: cell-cell adhesion; axon guidance; nervous system development. The record is from RefSeq and is a predicted model, not a curated record. NCBI's taxonomy places the organism in Eukaryota, Metazoa, Chordata, Mammalia, Carnivora, Mustelidae. The transcript has 22 exons. Gene Ontology annotation, cellular component: plasma membrane; axon. Gene Ontology annotation, molecular function: protein binding. Bases 814 to 4164 code for a protein of 1116 amino acids.